Messenger RNA from Panicum virgatum (switchgrass), 2315 nucleotides. RefSeq names its product putative 12-oxophytodienoate reductase 11. NCBI's taxonomy places the organism in Eukaryota, Viridiplantae, Streptophyta, Magnoliopsida, Poales, Poaceae. Gene Ontology annotation, molecular function: oxidoreductase activity; FMN binding. The coding region runs from base 382 to 1524 and encodes 380 amino acids. The record is from RefSeq and is a predicted model, not a curated record. The transcript has 6 exons.
CUGGAUGGGAAGCCGACGACGAAAUUCACGCGUGAGCUGGAUGAGUUUCAGAUCGCGUCGUUGUUGCCGUCCCUCUGCCCAUCAUCAUUAAAGGGUGUCGUACGAAAGCGAGAUCGCACAAUGCAAGAAGGGGCUAAAAAAAAUUAAUUGAAUCAACAGGAUCUUAGUACUUGAUGCGGAGUAUAGAAAACACCCUCCGCCGGCUGCUGCCUCCAUGACCGCAUCAUCAGUGACCUCACCGGACCAGAGCUGUGCCGGAUGUUCUUGCAUUAUAUUGGCCCUCCUUUCUUUCUCAAGCGAUCUUUGCGAAACGAGCCGGUCAAUCAUCAGUAUCAUCACCCAGGAGGCCCCAACUUGGCAGCAUAAAGGGACAGAGAGGCGAUGCGAAUGGGGGGAGAGGAAGAGACAGAGACGGGGGAAGAGAUGAGCAACGACGACGGUACGAACACUGUCCCCCUCCUGACCCCUCACAAGAUGGGCAGGUUUGAUCUUUCCCACAGGGUGGUUCUGGCGCCACUAACUAGGCAGCGGUCCUACGGUAAUGUUCCUCAGCCUCAUGCCAUACUGUAUUACCAACAGAGAACUACUAAAGGAGGCCUUUUGAUCGCUGAGGCCACUGGAGUGUCUGACACUGCUCAAGGGUACAAGGAUACUCCUGGUAUUUGGACAAAGGAGCAAGUGGAAGCAUGGAAGCCAAUCGUAGAUGGGGUCCACGAGAAAGGAGGAAUAUUCUUUUGUCAGAUUUGGCACGUAGGGAGAGUCUCCAACUCCACUUUUCAGCCUAAUGGGCAAGCUCCAGUUUCAAGCACUGAUAAGCCAGUGAAUAGUGUACAUGUGGCUAAGUUCACACCUCCUAGACGAUUAGAAACUAGUGAAAUCCCUUCGAUCAUCAACGAUUUCAGGAUAGCUGCCAGAAAUGCAAUUGAAGCUGGAUUUGAUGGUGUUGAAAUCCAUGGAGCUCAUGGUUACUUGAUUGACCAGUUUUUAAAGGACCAGGUCAAUGAUCGCACGGACAAAUAUGGUGGCAGCUUAGAGAACCGUUGCCGCUUUGCCCUGGAAAUUGUUGAAGCCGUAGUUGGUGAAAUUGGGCCUGAAAAGGUUGGGAUAAGACUUUCACCUUUUGGCAAUUAUUCAGGAGCAGCAGACUCAAACCCAGAAGCACUAGGCCUAUAUAUGGCACAUGCACUGAAUAAAUUUGGAAUCCUUUACUGCCAUGUGGUGGAGCCUCGGAAGGUAAAACUUGGUGAAAUUUUUGAAAACCCCUACAAUCUUGGUCCAGUGAGGGAUGCUUUCAAGGGAACACUUAUUGUUGCUGGCAACUACAAUAGGAAGGAUGGGAACAAUGCAAUCUCCAGUGGCUAUGCUGACCUGAUUGCAUAUGGGCGCUUAUUUUUGUCCAAUCCUGACUUGCCUCGGAGGUUUGAAAUUGAUGCUAGUCUCAAUAAGUACAACAGUGAGACUUUCUACAUCCCUGAUCCAGUUAUCGGAUAUACUGACUACCCAUUUCUUUCAUCAGACAUCUAAAGGUCGAUGAUUGGAUAGCUACCUUGUGUGUGCUAGUAAUAUUAGAGGAGUAAGGUCAUUAAUUGAUCUGAAUUCUGGGAUUUCAUGUGCAUGGACCAAACAAUAUGAUCAUCUUGAUGGAGUCAUGCUCGCUAUGUUACAUAUUUCCUCCUUUUGCUUCCACAUGUGUUCCAUUAGUCACUGGCAUAGCCAGCAAAGGAAUAAAUUAAGGGUAGGUUCAGUCGAGUGCUCUAGCAGAGAGAUGUUUUAGCUUUCAAAUUUUAGAAGUUAAGAAAGUAGAAUCCACUAGCUACUCAAGCUAGAAAAAUAAUUUCUUAGGCAUAUGGUUCGAAAUGAUAAGUCUCUGGUAUUCUUAGGCAUAUGGUUCGAAAUGAUAGUCUCUGGUACAAAAGCUAUAUAUAUCAGAUGAAGGUGAGCCUUUUAUCAUGGACAUUCUUUAUGAUGAAGAACAAAAAAGGCUGCUUUGUGUUAAUUACUAAUUUUUUUCUUAUUUUUCCUCCAAUUCUUCUCUUUCAGCGACUACACAUGUACUGGAUCAUGCAAACCAGGAUAUAAUUGUAAUUCAGAGUUUGUUGGAUUCACAUAUCUAUGAGAUCCAACCAUUUUUUUUGUUUUUACAAUUUUCUUCCAUAUGAGAAACUGAGCAGAUUGUGUCGCAUUGUUAUUUGAAAGGGGGUAGAAGUCUGAAUAAGUGAGCUUAAUUUGUGUCAUGCUGAUUGUCUUAAGACGGGAUUCUGUUUUAUCAUUUCAGUUUGUUAUACCAAAUUCUAGGGCCAUAUAUUCUUUUUUCA